CCUCAACCCUACUCCGUUCCGUUUUCUUCCUCGAUCGGGUUCGGAUCGCCAAAUCACGCCCGUACGCGCCCGUUUAGUGGAGGACCAUAAAGCCGCCCGCGUGUAAUUGUUUCCAUUUCGGGCGCACCCGUCACUCCUUACCCGUUUCCCCUACUGACGCCGUUAAUCGCGUCACCAGCCCAUGCCGUAAACCCUAGUUCGUUUCGCUGGCAAAAUCCCCUUCCUCAAUCCUGAUCGUCUUCCUCCUCCUCGUGAUGCGGGAUCUGGUGACCCCACAUAGCUGGCAUCCCUGUGCUCUCUAAUGGCGAAUAGUAGUAGAUUAGUAUAAUUAAUUAGGGUUUCUGUAACUUACAUCACCCUAAAAACUAGGGAAGAGUUCCAUUCCUGUAGCUUUCUUAAUCGGUAGGUAUGGAUUUGGAGGAGGCUUAUCGACAAAUUGCGCUGGGGACAAGAGGGGGAAGCGGAGUUGCGGCGUGCCGUACGGCCACGUACGCCUGCGGCACUCUACUUUCGCGCUGCACGCCAGCUGUUCGAUCUGGAGACACCUGAAGUGAGCGGUGCUUGUCGCCGAGCGUCGGUGCGCGCAGGCGCUACAGGGCUUGUGUUUCGUCCUGCUUCGUCCCCACAGCUUUUUAUCCGGAUCGAGUGAGUAACCACCAAAAGAUUUGGAGAUGGGCCGUUGUGGCUCAUGGUUGGUUGGUUGUUUCUCGGUCCCGUUGAUGCUCUGUUCAGGAUUUGACAAGCUUCUUUAUGAGAAAGGCGCGGACGUGAACCAGAAAUUGUUCGGCGGGCACGCAAUUACGGCGGCGACGAGGGAAGGGCGAGCGGAAGUGGUGGAGGUGCUGCUCAAAGCAGGGGCGUCGCAGCCAGCCUGCGAGGAGGCGGUGGUGGAGGCGAGUCUCCAUGGGAGGGCGCGGUUGGUUGAGCUUCUUAUGCGCUCCGAUCUCGUGCGUCCGCAGGUUGCCGUCCACGCGCUCGUCUCCGCAGCUUCCCGGGGAUACGCCGACGUCGUCGACAGCCUCCUCAAGUGCGGAGUGGACGUCAACGCAACCUCCCGUGUGCUCCUCCGUUCGCUGAAGCCAUCGCUGCACACCAAUGUCGACUGCUCCGCGCUCUUCGCCGCCGUCGUCAGCCGCCAGGUCGCCGUUGUCCGGCGUCUGCUUCAGGCCGGAGUACGCAAGGAGGCGAAGGUUAGGCUUGGCGCAUGGUCCUGGGACGCCGCCACCGGCGAAGAGGUCCGCGUCGGCGCAGGGCUCUCGGAACCCUACGAUGCCGCGUGGUGCGCCGUCGAGUAUUUCGAGGUCACCGGCUCCAUCCUUCGCAUGCUCCUGCAGCACCACUUCCCCGUCAACGGUGCCCACCACGGCCGCACCCUCCUCCACCACGCCAUCCUAUGCGCCAAUCCUGGGGCCGUCGACGCCCUCUUGACUCUCGGCGCCGACCGCGAGCUUCCAGUCAAGGCUGGCCGCGACGUCGAGUUCCAGCCGAUCCACCUCGCUGCCCGGUUCGGCGUCGCCGACGUUCUGCGUGUUUUGGUUGACAAGGCCGGAUGUGAUAUGAACUCGAGAACCGAAACGGGGGAGACGGCGCUGAUGCUCUGCGCGCGCCACCAACGCGACGACUGCCUCCGGAUCCUCGUAUCGGCCGGCGCCGAUCUUGGAUUGCGGAGCUUCUCCGACGAUUCUGCCACCUCCGCUGCUGCUUCGAGCAAUUGGAGCAUCGGUUUCCGAGACGUCAUCCUCGGGGUGAUCCGGACCGGCGCCGUUCCUCCGUCGAGUAAUCCUGCGGUCUUCUCGUCGAUCACGUUCGCCGCCCAUCACGGGGACGUCGCAUCCUUGGAGGUGCUAUUGAGAAGGCCGGAGAUCAACAUUGACGAACAAGACGGCAUCGCCGACUCCCCUGUUAUGAUAACGGUCAAAGAAGGACAUGUCGAAGCUUUUCGCCGCUUGGUCUUCGCCGGCGCCGACAUGAACCUCCGGAAUAAAGACGGUGAGACCGCGAUAGACCUCCUGCGGUCGAAGGAGAAUCGCGAACUAUUCGAGCAGGCGUUGCUCGAGUUCACACUGGAACGUGGCGAAACCGGACACUUCCACGCCCUGCACUUCGCCGCUCGUCGGGGCGACAUGGCGGCGGUGCGGCUCCUGACCAAGCGGCGGGGGUGCGACGUGAACGCCCUCGACGGAGAGGGCUACACGCCGCUGAUGCUGGCCGCGAGGGAAGGCCACGGAGGGACGUGUGAGGCGCUGAUCCUCGCCGGCGCCGAGUGCCGCCUCGCUACGCGGCGGGGCGAGACGGCGCUGUCGCUGGCGAGGUUGAACGCAAAGCUGGGGAAGGAUGCGGAGGAGGUGAUAUUGGACGAGUUGGCGCGGGCGACGGUGACAGGCGGCGGCCGCGUGAAGAAGCACACCAAGGGGGGGAAAGGGGCGCCGCAUGGGAAGGAGCUGAGGAUGGUGGCGGCGGCAGGGGUGCUCCGAUGGGGCAGCGGGAGACGGAGAAAUAUCAUGUGCGGGGAGGCGGCGGUGGGUGGAAGCGCAGUCUUCCGAAGAAACCGGAAGGCGAAGGGAGUCGCCGUCGACGAGCCAGGGCUAUUCAGGGUGGUGACGGCGGCGACAGGGAAGAAGAAGAGGGAGGUGCACUUCGUCUGCGAGGAAGGAGGAGAAGAGGAAGCCGAGCUGUGGGUGAGAGGGAUAAGGCUUAUGACGACGGCCGCCUUGGGGAAGCUUCCAAGCAGCGCGGUCAAGUGAGAGUGAUACCUCCUGAGUGGUGUGCAGUUGGACUGACUUCACCUUGAAGUCGAUGUUAAUGCUUAUGUUGUUCAUAUGGGAGCUCAAGUAUUGUGCCAUGUCUGCUGUUCGUAGUGUCGAUUGCUUGCUGUCCAAUGUCCGAUGUUUCCCUGAGAGGUGUGUCUUGUUCUCUCUGGUUGAUGAUGCCCCCUUUUCAAGCUUUCUGCUUUUC
Molecule: messenger RNA, 2955 nt
Organism: Zingiber officinale
Lineage: Eukaryota; Viridiplantae; Streptophyta; Magnoliopsida; Zingiberales; Zingiberaceae
Product: ankyrin-3-like
Exons: 3
Coding region: 672-2744 (690 amino acids)
Molecular function (GO): protein binding
Source: RefSeq, a predicted model, not a curated record